Messenger RNA from Brassica rapa (field mustard), 813 nucleotides. RefSeq lists its product as uncharacterized. Lineage: Eukaryota; Viridiplantae; Streptophyta; Magnoliopsida; Brassicales; Brassicaceae. The record is from RefSeq and is a predicted model, not a curated record.
AUGACUCUAAUUUCUAAAGGCUCUUGGAUUUGGAGGAAAUUAUUAAAACUGAGGGAUAUCGCUUAUCACUACCUCAAGGUGGACAUAAGGGAUGGAAGAAGCUGUCAUUUCUGGUUUGAUGAUUGGUUGGGAAGGGGUCGCUUGAUAGAUAUCACUGGAGCUGCAGGAACUAUUUAUCUUGGAGUUCAAAGGCACGCCAUGGUCAGUGACGCGGUAACAACGGCUGGAUGGAAAAUACGGGGUGGGAGAAGCAGACAUUUUCAAGAGCUUCACAAUGUCAUUAUUGCAACAAACGUUCCUCAGACGGAGAGAGGCAGAGAUGUAGUGCUAUGGAGGCACAGAGAUGAUGAUUUCAGGGAUACUUUUUCAUCUUCUAAUACGUGGGAUCAGCUUAGAACAAAGCGCACUAAAGUCGACUGGUACAGAGUGGUGUGGUUUCCACAAGGAGUGCCGCGCUACUCUUUCAUCACCUGGCUAGCUAUAAAAAAUAGGCUAUCUACUGGUGAUCGCAUGAGGCAAUGGGGGAUGCUCCAAGGUUGUGAGCUAUGUGGAGAAAGGGAUGAGACAAGAGAUCAUUUGUUUUUUGCAUGCCCAUAUUCAUACACUAUUUGGAAAGUAACAGCACGUAAAUUGAUGGGCUCUGGUGUCAAUCUGGAUUGGCAGUGGACAAUACAGCGUUUGGAGACAAUAGACACUCAUCUAUCACAUAUGGCGAGAGAGGAACGCCAGGCGCCACCAGCAACCUCGAAACUCCAUAGAACAGAUGCGCAGGCUCAUAGACAAGGCUAUGAGAAACAGGAUAUAUUCCCUUAA